AUGCUAUGGUGCCUAGUCCACGAGAGUUCUGCCACGUCUAUCAUGUGCAGCAGGUACAUGGCUCAACAUCUCCUUGCUCAGCUCAGCUUUCAAAAUUAAUCCAAUAAGAUGUGAGUUCUGAUAGUGGUGUGAUGUAGUGGUUAGAAGAAGAAGAAGAGUUUGGAUUUGAUAUCCCGCCUUUCACUCCCUUUAAAAGGAGUCUCAAAGCGCCUAACAUUCUCCUUUCCCUUCCUCCCCCACAACAAACACUCUGUGAGGUGAGUGGGACUGAGAGACUUCAAAGAAGUGUGACUGGCCCAAGGUCACCCAGCAGCUGCAUGUGGAGGAGCGGAGACGCGAACCCGGUUCCCCAGAUUACAAGACUACCGCUCUCAACCACUACACCACACUGGCUCUCAAAAGUAGAGUUUUGGACUAGGACCUACGAGUCCAGGAUUCAAAUCGCCACUCAGCCAUGAAGCCUACUGGGUCACCCUGGGCCAGUUACCUCCUCUUACCUGAAUCUACCCCACAGGGUGGUUGUGAGGAUAAAAUGAGAGGAAGAAAACUAUGUAUGCCACCUUGAGCUCCUUGGAGGAAAAGUGGGAUAUAAAUGCAAGCCAAGAUCACUUCAGUAUACCAUCUGAAUCCAGCUAGAUUACAAACAUAGAAUGCAUGGAUAAGGGGGUACUAUUAAGUGGAGUGUGGUCUAUAGGCAGAAGAUGUUUCGGGGGGCGGGGAGGCGUUGGCUGCUAUAUGUUGGUCACUAUCAAACUGGCAGUGUGUAACACUACUUUUGCUUUGUAAUGGGUGUGCAACAUCCAAUUAUUUGGAAAAUCUCUUUUUAACGUAGCAAAUCAUGUUUUUGAAGAUUUGUGCAUUAGAGUCAUAGUUCCAAACUCUGCCUUGAGAAUCUUACUUACAAAAGGCUGGCUGUGUUCCCUGUAACUUUGGUGUUAAUCAGCUGCAAAGACAUGGGAGUUAUACUUGUGGAAGUGAACAUAUCACAGGAAGUUUUCUGGAUGUUAAGAAAAUUAUCUCUAGCAACUCUUUAAGCCACUUGGUGAUGCUCUGUUUUAGCUCUGUCACUAAUUGUUUAUCUAACUCAUCAAAGGCUCUACAUUCUCACUGGAGGCACAUUCAGGAUGAGUAACGCCAUGGUGCUUACCCACAACAGCUGCCACAUUUCCUCUCUUAGCCGCGCAGCACCCAAAUGACAAAGCCCUCCCUGGCCCUUUCAGUAUGGAGAAGCUACUCCAUGGAAAGUCUGUUUUGUUUAAACUUCAAAUGACUCACUAUUGUCAUGUGCGAGCUGGAUGUUUUAACUUAUUCAUGUUGUGAAUAUUAAAAGCCAACGAAAAGGGCCACUGGCUCCCUCCCUUGUGUCAAUAUAAGGAAUUCCACAUAUUACAUUGUGUAGGAGAUAUUGCAAAAGAACAGAAUUGAACGGGCUACAUUUAUUUUGUACAUGUUUCAUAUUUGGGUGGAGGAAAUAUUAUUAGGAACCUAGGAAGCCGCCUUCUACAGAGUCAGGGUGUAAAGAACCCAAAGAGUGCUCACUAAUGGUUUCCCAUUAUCCGGGGGGGGGGACAAGUGGGGCACCCCAUGGUUCUGUCCUGGGCCUGUUGUUGUUCAACGUCUUAUUGUUCAACUGUAGGGACAUCAAGGGAGAAUGCAAGGCAUUUAUUUAAGCAACAAGUAUCAGAUUUCAUACAUCUCUAGCAAUUUGGUACUAAGGUACUUUAAAGGCCAUAUCCUCCCACAAUAACCUCUUUGGACAUUAAAAUCAAUCUUGAAGCCAUGCACACCUUGAGGAUUGAUGCACACCUAAGACAGGGUCUUUUCUGUUUUGACACUCUGACUUGGGAAUGAUCACUCGGGGAGGGUCACCUGACACUGAGUCUGAUAUGUUUUCACAGGCAGAUGAAAAUGUUUUUACUUACACAGGCUGGGACCCUACCUGCCCACAGACUGUCUCACCAGAGUGGUGCAUGCUCUGGUUAUCUCCCACUUGGGCUACUGCAAUGCACUCAGCAUUGGGCUACCUUUGAAGGUGACUCGGAAACUAUAACUAAUCCAAAAUGCGGCAGCUAGACUGGUGACUGGGAGCAGCUGCCGAGACCUUAUAACACUGGUACUGAAAGACCUACUUUGGUUCCCAUUAUGUUUCCGAGCACAAUUCAAAAUGUUGGUGCUGACCUUUAAAGCCCUAAAUGGCCUCGGCCCAGUAUACCUGAAGGAGCGUCUCCAUCACUGUGCCUGGACACUGAGGUCCAGCUCCGAGGGCCUUCUGGCAGUUCCUUCACUGCAAGAAGUGAGGUUACAGGGAACCAGGCAGAACGCCCUCCCUUCAGAUGUCAAGGAAAUAAACAACUAUCUGACUUUUAGAAGACAUCUGAAAGCAGCCCUGUUUAGGGAAGUUUUUAAUGUUUGAUCUUUUAUCUUGUUUUUAGUAUUCUGUUGGGAGCCACCCAGAGUGGCUGGGGUAUAAACAAUGUUGUUGUUGUUAAUGUUUUUAGACUGUUGAUCUAACUUAACAUCACAGUGGACACAUUUUAUUUUGGGCAGCUCUGUUUGUUCUUUACUGUGUGUGUGUGUGUGUGUGUGUGUGUGUGUGUGUGCGCGCGCGCACACACACACACACGUGUGUUUAUCCUGUUUUAAAUUACUGUUAACUGCUGUGACUGUCUUUGGGCUGAAGAAUGAGAUAAGAUAUGAAAGGCUGAACUAAGCAGGGGCAUUUUCAUGUAAUAUCAAUGCCAUGUACUCUGCUUGAACUUCACAUGUGGAAGAAUUCAUUUUCCCUAUCCAUACCUUUGCUUUGAGCUCCUGAAGCAAUGGCUCCAACUGAGAUUAAAUGGCUUGCGCAAGUCAGCUCCUUUUCUCUCACCUUCCUUUCCUCCACCUUAAGAAAUGGUUGAAACCCACUUGUUUGCCAGAACCAUUUCUGUUCUGAAAACUAAACACAAGAAGACAAGAAAAACAUUACUGCCACAUGACAAAAGUCUAGAAGGCAUCUCUCAUUGAAAAGAAAUGGUGUGCAGGGGAAACUCACCUAUAGCUCAGUUUGUAAGUCAGCAUGAAUGUGUGCAUCUAUUAAUUUCAGAUCUCCUGGUUUCUCAUUUCCCCCAGUCUUUAUUUCAGUUCUCCACAUUUCUGCAGCAAUUUUCAAUUUUUAAAAACAAAAUUCUCAUUAAAUUUGGCAGCAUUUUAGUGCAAAUUUCUCCUACUAAACACAUUUAGAGAAGUGCAGAUUUUGAAGGAGGACUGUAUUUUGGUUCUCAUAUUGCUUCAGAAAGUGCAAAUUAAUUAGAUUCACCUUUAAAUGCAAACCCCAUCAAAUUUCUCCCCUAUUCCGAUAAGCUAGUUAAGAGAAUGUGCAUGACUUUUGGCCAAUUUACUCCUAUUGAUUUAAAUUAGGCUCUCUAAGAAUAAAACCACGUCUUUUCUCACAACUGCAUAGUCAGCUGGCCAACCACAGGGCUUUUAUUCUUGCUAAGUACCUGUAAACAUCACACUAAUUACACAUAGCUUUGUCUUCUGCAUGUGUGGCGCAAUUGCUCCUUAAAGAUAGGGAAAUUCUGAGAAGUAUAUACUGUCUUUAUUUCAUGCCUUGUAGCAAAUUGUCAGAGCAUGGAAAAUAAUAGAUAUCGUAAAAGCACAAAGCGUGCUUCCCAAGAGAAAUUAUUGAAGCACAGGGACUGGAAAACUGCCUCGGCUUCUUCAAUUUUGUUUGAUGCUGGUUUGUUUUUCUUUAAACAGUCCCCUUCAGGCAUUCACUGGAAAGGGCAAUGGAUUCCUGCCCCCAAUGUCCUCAUCUGCACAUGAGGACCAUUAUGAUUUGUGACCGUGCAGAUCAAGGGGGUUGUAGGCAAGCUUCAUUAUUCCCAGGGGGAAAGGGCAAUAACCUAUGUCCCACUUAUUCCUAGAAAAGCAGUCUGAUGAGCCUGGCUGAGGCCUUCUGUUGCUGGCUACCCUCCCCUUUUCCAAGGCAAGUGGUUUCUUCCACCUCAGGGAAAGGAGAGGUGUACCUACUGGGAAAGAAAGAGGGAGGAUAGGGUGCAGUGUACAGCAUAAAACAAAUACAAAACAACAACAACAACAACAACAACAACAACAACAACAACAACAACAGAUAAAACUUUGAAAUCUACUUGCUCAUAAAUUUAAUCUAUGCAUGGUAUAAAUGGAUCCAAAAUACUAUCCUUUUUGAUCUGAAUUACCGUGCAAGCCUAACACCCACAUGUGUUGGUGGGGAAAGGUAAAAAAACUACUAGCCCUCAGUGGAGGCUUACAACAGGGAAAACAGGGAUAAAGUUCAAAUCAACACUACGAAAACAAGUUCAUAGUAACAUAGCAGGAGGCCCCAUUAGCUAAAGUGGUGCUUCAGGUUAAGAACAGUUUCAGGUUAAGUACGGACCUCUGGAAUGAAUUAAGUACUUAACCUGAGGUACCACUGUAGGGGGUUUCUUAACAACUCUCAGCAUGCUACACAAACUACAGUUCCCAGGAUUCAUUGGGGAAGGCAUGACCAUUUAAAGUGGUAUAAUUCUGCUUUGGUCCUUACACAGGAUAUACACUAGCAUAUCUGCCCUGUGAUCUGGUACCUGGUUAGGCUUGCUCUGCCCCAUUGCUUAGCCAUUGAUUUGUUUUUUUAUAGUUGAACAUCAAAUUUUCUUUUUAGUGAUUCUGGCCUCUGCUGCCGCUAAAGGAAGGAUCUCUUUUUGACUCAGGUUCCUCAUCUCUAUUGAAAAACAACACUUUGGAUGUUCUCUCUUUCCCUGCUGUGUUGCUUAUGCAGUCCCUCUCCUGCCCUAUAAUGAUGUUGACUAUACUUUAUGUAGCUAAUUAAUCCAGAGCUGUAAUAUAUUCCAGCAGCAAAUAAUGUCCCAGAAUUUCUCUUUGGGAUUCUCCACGGGACCGUGGGUAUAUUUCUGUGGGGGGGUAUAUAUAGCUAACUUAAAGCAGAAUUUAUGAUCUAAUUGGAGGAUAGGAGAGAGGCAGCAGUGGUUUGUGUAAUUCUAGAACUGGGACUCUGUAAAACCUCUAGCCAUGAUGCUUCAAGGCAGAAUGGCAGCACUUGGUUAUUAUUAUUUUUUAAAGGCAGAAUAAUUAUUUCAAACAUCUUACAAUUGACUUUAAAGGACAAGUUUAUUUAAGCAUCUUCAAAUGCAAAGAGCUAACAUUUUUCCUAUAAGACCCUGCUGUGACUAUCACGAAAAGGCAGAGGUUAUGAAUGUAAAUGUCUUAGAGCUGGGGCAACUUUUUCAACCUGAAGGCUUUGUUCCUUUCUGGGUAAGCUUCUGAGGGUCACUGGUGGAUGGGCCCAGUGGCAAAAGUGGAUAGGACAACAACUGUAAAUUUCACCUUUGUAGGCCAAUUUCUACACAGACUCGCACACCCCUUUUAUCCUCCAUCCACUCAGGAGUCAUGAUCAGAGUUUAAGGAAACAUCUCAGGCAGGCAAAAACACUCAAGGAGGUUGUGAAGCACUCAAGGGGUGGCCGAAAGUCUCCACCCCUCUCCUCCUUUGCUCUGUUACUCUGUAGCGUCAAAUAUUCCUGACGAGUCAGGAAACAAAAACAGUUAUUUCCAGUGCAUAGUUGUUCCCCCUCCCCCCCAAAAACUCAACAACCUUUAGUUGCCCCCCCAAGAAAUCUGGGGGUGGUUAAACUAAAAUUGGGGGCGCUGGGUGGAUCUUUGCACCCCAGCGAUGCAUAUGCUAAAGACGGCCCUGAUGGCAGCAGGGGUGGGCAGGGUACCUACAGGGAUGCUGCACUACAGAAUUCUGCUGCCCGAUGUAGCUUAUUCAGUCUGCCUCAUGGCCCUGGAAGCACUUUUUGAAAUGGCUCCAUUACCAUUCAUUUUGUAGGGGGUAAUUUGUGGCAAACCUAGACAGCAUCUUAAAAAGCAAAGACAUCACCUUGCCAACAAAGGUCCGUAUAGUUAAAACCAUGGUUUUCCCAGUAGUGAUAUAUGGAAGUGAGAGCUGGACCAUAAAGAAGGCCGAUCGCUGAAGAAUUGAUGCUUUUGAAUUCUGGUGCUGGAGGAGACUCUUGAGAGUCCCAUGGACUGCAAGAAGAUCAAACCUGUCCAUUCUGAAGGAAACCAGCCCUGAGUGCUCACUGGAAGCACAGAUCGUGAAGCUGAGGCUCCAAUACUUUGGCCACCUCAUGAGAAGAGAAGACUCCCUGGAAAAGACCCUGAUGUUGGGAAAGAUGGAGGGCACAAGGAGAAGGGGACGACAGAGGACAAGAUGGUUGGACAGUGUUUUCGAAGCUACCAGCAUGAGUUUGACCAAACUGCGGGAGGCAGUGGAAGACAGGAGUGCCUGGCGUGCUCUGGUCCAUGGGGUCAUGAAGAGUCGGACACGACUAAACGACUAAACAACAACAAAUUUGUGGUUUGACAAAAAAAAAUAUGGUGAGGACAUUGAGCGGGGCUUCUGAAUUUCAUUAUGAUAGUAGUGGGGAACCUCUGGCCCAUCUGCCUCUUCCCCUCUCUGAAGCCCCGUCUUUUCACUUUACAACUAAUUUCCUCAUCAGCUGAGCAGUGGGGGGAGAUUGUGGGGAGAUGAGAUUUCAGCAUCCCUUGCUGAGAUAAGAUGGCACCCGGCACACUUCCCCUGUGCUGAUGGACGCUUGUGCCGAUAGGAAAAACUUGAACUCUUAGCAGAGUUCUUAGCAGAGUUCUGCAGCGGUAGAAAGUGUUGCCUUGUGUGUGGAUAAUAAAUCAGACUGAACGCAGGCUUCUUGCUAAUCUCUAACAGCCUUUAAUGAGAAGAAAAACAUCAUAAAUCAGCCCGGCGAGAGAGCGGACAUUCUUUCGUCUCUCAGCCAAAAACGAAAGGAAACUCACACACAAAGAAAGAUUCCCGUAUGUGAACCAAACCACGCCUCAGAAUGUGAGACGUCACACAGAACUGUUUAACCCUGUAAGUUCUGAGUCUCCUCACAUCCCUUCCCUCCACUACCUUCCUACUCAACUGAUGGGAGGAAAAUAGCCCAGAAGAGGGAUACUGUGACAGAAUUGGCCUGCAAAGCUAAUAGUGGUUAAACACAACAUAGUGCCUAAAGUCAGUGGCCUGGUCUCUCACUGGCUUUUCCAACAAGCCCAAAGUAGCUGUAAAAUCUUCACUCUGGAUCUUUACUCAGAGAUCAGAGGCUUCUUAAGCCUUUCCCUGGCUCCAUAUUUUGCUGCAAGACAAGAACACUUCUUUCUUCCUCUUCCACUGCAAAAGACUUGGGCCAGCCUCCAUUCGCAAUGCCCCCCACUCCUCCUUCCCGCAUACAUCUAAGGAAUGACUUUAUGAAAAGUUAGGAAGACAGGGAUCUAACAUGCUGGCAUGUUUGGAAUAGCCAUUUAAGAGAGCCUAAAGGCCUGGGUGGAGGGGAAAUUGUGAGUGCCAUCUACUAAGUCCGGGGGCAGGCGGGAUGAUCUGAUAGAGGUAGAAACAAGAGAGACAAAAGGCUUAUAAACAUUUGUGUGGUGAUCACAGCAUUUAAGGAAAUUUUAAAAAUGCAGAUCACCAUUUCAAUGAGCAUGUGGAGCUGCUGUGAUCUGUCCUUACCCUUGUUUUUUAAACAACAGGUAACAAAAAAUGUGUUAGCUUUCCAACUUCUAUCUGUUUGCUCAAAAUAAAUUGCUCUGUGCUUUCCUCCUGGCUUAUAAAAUGGAGUUUUUCCUCCCUCUUUCUAUCUAGCUCAGGACAAUCGGAAAUGGUAGCAUUUUAAUCACUUAAUAGAUAUCUGUGGUGUUGUAAAUAUUUUCCUUUUUCUGGGAUAUACAGCUUGGGGAGAAUAAGGUUGCUGUUUUGCUGCCUGUCUGAGCACAAAUUAGUGGAUUCCUGACUCUGUGUAUUUGUGUGGGUGACAUAAUAAAGUCAGAAAGAAAUUGCUUUCAUUUGCUUUCUGGAACAGUAACAGUGUUGGACUGCCGUGCUAAAAAAAAAAGUUUGUGUAUACUUUUUUGGGGGAAUAGCCCAAAUGAUCCCAAGCAAAUGAUCCCAAGCAGAAUCACAGUGAAUUAUUUUCCUAGUUCACUAAAAUCAUACUUCUCUGAGCUUUGGGUGUGAAAGCAUGAUCUAAACAGCACAGCUAGACUAAAAAGGUAGCAUGAUUCUUUUGCAAUCAUGCUUUCCCUUAACAAACAAACCUUUCUUUCUUUCUUUCUUUCUUUCUUUCUUUCUUUCUUUCUUUCUUUCUGUUCCUCCCUUCCUCUUUCCUUCUACAUGGAAAGUACUUCCAGGAAGUGGGGGCAAUGUGAACAAAAAUUCCCUUUUCUAGUUAUUUUGUUUUUUAAAUGUAAAAUCACCUAUCACAAUAGCCCCUGGGCAUACUUGCCUGUAAUUUGGCAAGUUUCUUCUCCCCCAUGUCCUCAGUUUUCAAACUGAUUAAAAACAACAACUUGUGUUUUAAUAUCAAUCUAAUUUGAAUAUAGCAAAAAGAUAUGCAUCCAGAUCUACAUUGUCAAGCAUUCAUCACAGGAGUGCUAACUGAUGUGGCCAAAGUACCAGAGAUUCUAUUUUCCCUGUAUUAAAUGUGAAGGUGAAAUUCCAGUCAACGGUUGAAUAAAACAUCCAGGUUAUAUGUGCCAUUUCUUUAAAGUGUAGCAGGCAGCUAAGCCCAGUGGAUCUAAGGAAGUUUCAAGGCAGAGGUUGCUGAGCAAUGAAGCGGUGAAAGCAAUUAAGAGAAACUGUGGGAACGUCCUUAGCCUUGUUUCUUGCCCAGAAAUCCUCCAUCUAUGGUGCUUUAGUGUGUUCAUUCAUUCAGCAAAUUAUGCAAUAAAAUAGGUCACCAUUUUACAGGUGGGGACCUGAAGCAAGAAGUCCUGAACUGCCCAAAAAACCGGAGUGAGUCCAUGGCACAGGUCUCCCUAAUGUAAGCCCAACUGAUUAUCCAAAUGAUCACAGUUCCUCCUAUUUGGCUGAUGAAGAGAAAUCAGAGCCUGUAGCAGAAAUGAGCUAGAAAUAUUCUGGCAUGAUCAGUUGUGCUUUGCUGUGCUUGCAAUUAUAUUAUUUUUUAAAGCAGCAAACAGCAAUUCAGAGAAGUGUGAUCUGGAUAGCGAAAGGAUGCAGUUACUAAAAUUGCAUAUAUAUUGCUGUGACUAACAAAACAGAGGUAUUAAAGUCAAAGCAAACAUUUUCAGCUUCUACCCUUCUUCAGCCAUCCUGAUGUGAAUCAAAGGGUGCUUAUGCCAAGGUGGCAGUUACAGAAUAUUGAGGGCAGGAUAUGCAGAAGUGCUGCAUUUGCUGUUGAUAGCAGGAGUGGAUUGGGGGAGGACGGAGGACACAGCAGCAGCACCCUCAGAGGUGAUGGCGCUGUGUUCACCAGGGCAAUGAUGGGAUGAGUCAGGGGGCUCUGGGUUGGUGGUGCCAGUGUCCUGAACUCCCACAACAUAACUUUGCCAGGAGAACACUGUUGUUCACAGGCAAAUUUGCAGGCAAAGGAGCCACUCCACAGUGGAUUAAACCUGCCAAAUUUCAGGCAGAACUAUCCACUGUUUUUCAGCUGAGUAAUGUUAAGGACUACCCCAGAUCACCCAAUUCAACUCACUACUUGCAGUACACACAGAGCCGAUGCACACUCCUAGUAUUUACAUAAGGAGGACGGGAUAUAAUUGCUCAAAUACAACAAAACAACUACAUAUAGUCUAUUGGUACCUUGAAAACUUUAAACGUUAAUUUGUUUAAGCUACCACAAAACUAUUUGCCGUUUAUCCUAGAGUUACUAGUCACUGACACAUAGCAUUUCAAAAACUCAUUAGAAGUACCCCGGGAACUCAGUCUGUUUUGCAUUGUUGGCCUUUUCAUCCCUGCUGCUAUCCUCACUUGAAGGCAGGUUUACUGAAGCAUACUAGCAGAAUGUGGAGGGCUUGCCGAUAUUUCUGAUUCUUUUGAGUGCAUAUUGCUUUGGCUGUCUUCACAAAGUUUUUAUGCCUAAUGUAGGCAGGCCUAGGCAUAUUUGUCUGAGCUGUAUUAUUCUGAUACUGAGAGAGAGAGAGAGAGAGGGAGGGAGGGAGGGAGAGAGAGAGAGAGAGAGAGAGAGAGAGAGAGAUGUAGCUGUACAGCACUAAGCUCAGCAAUGGGAAGAAAGAAACAGUUAGCGGAAAAGGCUCUUUGUACUCUGUUGCCAUGAUGCCUACACAAAGCCUUAAUGAAGGUGACGCAGGUGGCAAAUAGAAAACAUUUUAUCUUUCACUGACCACCACCAUUGUAUCUUUCUCUCUUGCAUCCCCUGCCUAUUAGGUGUCUCUCCCACCUGUGACUCAUGCUUGAUGCUUCUAGUAUGAUGAAAUCCACUUAGCAUCUGUAAUACAACUGCAAAUUUUAUACUAUAGCAGACAUGGCAUAUGAAUGGUAGAAAAGUGGUAUUUGCAUACCAUACUUUUGAGACCCUGUUCCCAUGUGGAUUGGGGGCAGGGAAGAGAGAAGGUAGGGUAGUCAAUGAACUGGGGGGGGGGGGCAGGGGGCGGAGGCCAGAACUGGCUAGUGAACCAACUUCUCCAAAUACAGGAGAGCCAUGAAAGUGAUCAUGGCAUCUAACCAGAUCUUCCUUCACACUUCCUGAAUGUCUGUUGGAAAACCUUGAAUAACUGAUAAUUGUGUGGUCAUGGAAAACUAAAUAGGCCAGCUAAAUAGCUGAUUUGUAUAGAUAUAUAUUACCAUUGGCUAUUGACCGUUGAACAGUGAUAAAUGGCCUAAUGUGUGAAUAGAAUGAAUUUGAGCCAAUUUCAAUGACUAUUAACUCUUAAGAUAAACAAAUAGUUUUGUGGUCACUUAAAGUUGAUUCCUGCAUUGCAGGGGGUUGGACCAGAUGACCAUUGAGGCUCCUUCCAACACUACAAUUCUAUGAUUCUAUCUGCCACCAGUAUAGAAAACUCUUGAUACCAAAAGGUGCUGAUAAUGUAGAAGCAAUUUGGAAACUUCCUUAGAUUUGCCGCAUCGUUACUUUAUUCGGUCUAUGUGUGUAUGUAGAUAAGACUAUAAAAACAUUAAAAAGUAUGUUGAAUUAGACCAGUGUCUAAUUAGACUACUGUUCUCACAGUAGUGAACCAGAUGCCUAGGGUAAGCCCAAAAGAAGGACCUGUGUACAAUAGCACUCAACGCACUCAACAGCAUGGAUGACCCCCCAGGGUCCCUUCUAACUCUACAUUUCUGUGAUUCUUUGACCAUAGCUUGAGAUUCCCAGCAACUGACAUUCAGGCUGCCUCCAACAGUGAAGGCAGAACAUAGUCAUUGUGUGUCAGGGACUGGUUGGAACAGGAAGACUGGGAAGUGUGCACUCAGUCUAAUCAGCUUCUCUCCGAAGAGGAGGAGGAGGGGCAAGCUUCGUCCCCCUUCUACAGCAGUUUCUGGAGGAGAGAGAGAGAUGCUAUACCGUAUGAGGAAGAAUUGCCUAGUUACGAGAUAGGGGAGGAGGAAGGGGGGUGAGAGCGCAGCUGGCAGAGACCUCCCUGGAGAGUAUGGAGGAUCCUCCAUCUCCACGGGCCAGUCGGUCCCUCCACGUUCUAGAACAGAGAAGGCAGAGGGGUGGGACUCCUGGGACUUCCCAUUGGUGCUUAGGAUGUUGUCGGGGACAGAAGAGGAGGAGCUCAGAGUAGCCAACGUCUCUCUUUGUGUGGAGACAUGGUUUCUUGUCUUGCAACCAGAUGACUGAACAAAAAGGACUAUAAAAUACAAACUGCUUGUUAUUCAUUCCUUUGAUGCUACCGAAGGAGGAGAGGACUCUCCAUGCCUGACAUUGUGGCUAGUGGCAAUUGUUAGCUUUACCCUAACUACAUGACAUUUAGAAGACAUCUGAAAGCAGCCCUGUUUAGGGAAGUUUUUUAAUGGCUGAUGUUUUAAUGUAUUUUUAAUCUUUUGUUGGAAGCCAUACAGAGUGGCUGGGGAAACUCAGCCAGAUGGGCAGGGUAGAAAUAAUUUAUUAUUAUUAUUAUUAUUAUUAUUAUUAUUAUUAUUAUUAGCCAUCCAAUUUGGUGACGCUCACUACUUCUUGCAGGAACAAAUUGGAUAGUUUUAUCUAUGUGCUUUUGUGAAGAAGGACUUUCUUUAGUCUACCCUUAAUCUUUCAACUUUCUAGUGAUAGAGGGAGAACAACCUUUCUUUAUCCACCUUUAAUUUUAUUAAUUAAAUUCUUACAAUGCGUGCACACACACACACACAUAUAUAUAACGUACAGAUAUGUAAUACAAUAUCCCACCCUUACCCAGAGAAUGGAGAGAAGCGUUCCUAUCUUGUAGCCAUAUGGGUUAGUCAAUUCAGGCAAAAGAAUCUCUGGGUGAAGGUCUCUGAUGUUUAAUGCUGCCUGCAGUCCAAUAUUGCUCCCUUCUGGCCUUUGAAAUCAAUCUGUCCAAAAGACAGGUUCUCAGAAUUGCAAAAACUUAAUAGAAAUCAAUUCAUCAGUCAAUUGUGUUUACUGAGACCAACGGAAUCAAUGAAACUUAAGUGACUGAUGCUAACCUGAAGACCCUGCAGUAGAAACUAUUGGGAUUAGAGUUAAACCAAAACAAGUCUUUUCAAUUUAAUUUUCUCCCUCAUUUUUGUCAAAAAGCCUCUCCUCUUCUUCCCUUUGUUAUGAUUUUGGCUGCCCUUUCAACAUUUUCUCUUACUUUCCAUGCAAGUCUGGAGCAUGAGAAGGAAGUGUGCGGAGAAAUGGAAGAGCAAUUCUUUUGAUCCGCUUUUCACAGGAGAAUGGCCACAAUUGAUGGUGCUGAACUUGCUUGCUGAUUGGAACGAAGCUCUUGGGCAGAUCACACACUUUUCAGGGUUUUGCAAUGUCAUUUCAUUGUGCAAAAAGUGCACACAGAAUUGGUUUUGUUGUUGUUGUUAAAAUGUAUAUAAAAUGCAUAUUUAGUAGGGAAAUGCAUUGAAAAGCAUAGAAUAAUGUCCUUACAACAACAUGAGCAAUGAUGCAUACAUGCAAUUUUAAUAUCAAUUUUUCAUGCGUUCUUUCAAAAGAUCUGCACAGAACAGGUGGAACAGAUUUUGGAUUGAGUGCCAGUGAAAAUGAAAUGGGCAUAUCGCAGCCAGAUUAAGUGUUUGCAAAGUGGGCUGCAAUCCAAGGCCCACUGUCUGAAGGAGCCCAUCAGCUUUCUAGACCCAUCUGCCAAUGACAUGCAUACAGUGGUUUUUUUUUUCUUUUCCUUCCUUAUGUGUACAGUUUACAGUUAAUUGACAAAAAAAAGCAUCAGGAAAAGAAAGAAAAAAACCAAUUCAGAAUCUGGAUUGUGCAUGGUCCUGUGUUUAUCUCAUGCUAACUGUGAGAACAUAUCCCCAAAAAGCAAAGGGAAGAGGGAUUUAUUGUUAGGGGUGUGCACCUGCCACAAGAGUUGACUUUUUCCUGUCACCUUGGGAAGCUUCCAAAGCUUUGUUCUGGAGCUUCUUUGUGUCUUUGCAAUUUGACUUGUGAUUCGGGACUGAAUUAGAGCUGUUAAAAACAAAGCUCCAUUUCUCCUUUCCCAUGCACCAUCAUAGGAAAUUUUAAAAUGUCUAGAACUCCCCCCCCCCACUCUUUCACAGAUGUGGAUGAAAUCUUCAGGAAGAUCAACCCGUUUAGAGUGGUUUAAACCUGUCGAGUUGUACACAGAUACAAUACAGGCAUUUUUGUGCAGGGCACCUUUAAAUUUUACUUUUUAAAAAAAGUAUCACUUUACAUUUUCUGCCAGAAUCGGAGGCAGUUUGCAGGCAUGAAGAGAUAUGAAGCCUAACAAAUUACGGAAGGGUAGCUGCAGUUUGCUAGGGCAGACUUUACUGUUUUGCAGUGGGUAAAAUAGGAAUUUUCGGAGGGCUACUGGAGGAAGAAAAGAGCUUGAUUCACUAGGAAAGACUGCGGUGCUGAAAAUGUCACCCAGCUCCCCCCCAAAAAAAUCCUUGAGACCCUGUUACCCCAAGCGUAAUUGAGGAGGGUCCAUGUCUUCUAGGUUUAUGAGGUUGAAUGGAAAUAUCUGCAUAGACUUUCAUAGGGGAAAUCAUAGAUCCAUGUGAAAAUCAGUUUUUGAUCUGUUUCUCAAAUCACUGUGAUUGGAGUGUCCUGGGAAAUUAAUUCCAUGUUAUUAAAAGCUAGCUCUGUCCAUCAAAAGAGAAGAUUGCCCCCCUCCACACUAUUACACCCCUCCUUUCUCAAGCUCUGUGUUUCCCCAGUCAUGGCUUCAUUUCUCAGGAAAACAAAACAAAACCCAUAUGUUUUUUGAACAGCUGAGACCCCUGAGUGACUUGAAAGCUUCAGGAACCCCUGAUCCCAAAUAGAUUUUGUUUUGUUUUGUUUUGUUUAUUUUAAAAAAUUGAUAUACCACUUGAUUGUGAGGGGGGGGGAACCAAAGCUGUUUACAAAAUUUAUAAUACCUUGUUAAUGGUGUGGCUUGAUUCAGAAAUCUCCAAGUCAUCCCCAUUUGCCUCAUAAUUUUUGGGUUCACACAGAGCCGAUGCACACCCCUAUUAUUAAUGAUGUGAUGAUAAAAAUUUCUGCACCCCUUUUGGCUGAGUUGGGUAUCGAUUCCUAUUGCUUAGGACAGCCCAUGUCAUCCAGCUCUCAGCAGGGAAGUGUGGAGCCACUGAAAAUCUUACUUUAUGAACUGAAUCUACACUGUUUUGAGAACUAUCAUGAAUUUAUUGCAGCUUCCAAAAAUUGGAAGUGGUCCACAUCACCACAGCACUUGGAACAAAGUAGCAAGAUAGUCAAAGAAAAACUUCACAAGAGAACAAUACUGGACCUUCAAGUAUAUUGCCAAUUACUUGUGCAUCUGUUCAAAUUGCCAUGAAAUCAAUGAUCCUGGCAAAUAAUCCAGCAUCUUUUUUUCCCUUUGCUGCGACAUAGAGAAUCAGCUUGCUCGUUAAAUAGCAAUUGGAUUUCGUAAACUUAGCGGUGAAGUCCGGCCAUUAUGGAAUGAGUCCUUCUCUACUGGAAAAGUGUUAGAGCUAAUACUAAUUAAAUAUCCUUCUAAUAAAGCAUUGGUAGUUAAUCACAAUGAGCUGGAAUUAUACCUUAAUUAGCUGUGUAGCUAAGUGAAACUAAACAGCCGUGUCUUUGAACUGCCAUAGUGGCUUGCAAUUUACUGCAGAGCCACAUAUGAAGUCUGAGGAGGAAAUGGUUUUGUCUGCAUUAUCUAUAGCUUUUGCCUGCUAAAGGGAGCUACUGUUCUCUCCUGAGUUACACCCUCAGAAUGGUUCCGUGUUGUAGUGGUUGGUGUGGGCCGUGGUGCUUCCCUGACCUCCCAUCUCUGGUGUCACUGUGACUUAACAGGAGAGUGAGGCAAGAGGGCAGAGAUGGGGAGGCACCAGCAAAAACGCCAGAUUGGUCCCACUGCUACGUUUGCACCAUGCACCUCAUGCCUUCCCCGCUCCAUCCCUCCUUCCCUCACAGCAAUGCCAGUGAUGGGAGGUCAGGUAAGUGACUGCUGCUCCUUCAUUGGGACCCUGGCUACCCCUGUGCAGGGAUUAGGAUGGAGUCUGCACUCUGAGCAGAACUUAAGUGAGAGGGCUUCAGAGCUGGCCAUCUUGGGGCACAACAAAACAACACCACCACAAACUGGCUUAUAAGUAUAAAACCAGAUUUACUAGAAUAAUAGCUAGAAUAGAGAUAGACUUUGUAACCAUUCAAACAACAAACAUACCAAGAUGCCAUGUGCAAGACAAAGCCUGGAGAUACUGUAAACAUGGAGUGGAUAAAUGUACAACUGUAUCUUAACAAGUUACAUGUGCAGUAAACAUUAUACAGACUGGAUAAAUGAUCCGUUCAACAAGUAGUGUAAGUCCAAUCACAGAAUGGCAACCCCGUGCCACCACAAUGGCAAGGGUAGCACACUGGAGAAUAUGAAAAAGUUUUUCAAAGAUUGAACUGGAUGAGAUGUUCUUCAAUGGGUCUUGAGUUGGAAACACAAAGCCGUAUGCAUGGACCAAUCACGGGAAGGCAAAUCAAAGCCACCACCCUGGUGAGAAUAACGCAAGUGGGCAAAAGGAGAUCUGUUUUCAGGAUAUAUUACAGGUUUCGCUACACGCUUCAUCAGUCCGAAAAGCCAGUCAUACAAAAUGGUUUGCUCAGGAUAAAGAAAGUAUUCACAGGCACAGCCAUGAGCAGGAUCCACAGAGGCAGCAGAUCCAGCCUCCAAAGAAUGCAUUGAUGGUGGCUGCCACAGUGGCGGUGACAGCUGUGGUGCACUUUUUGGAGGUCAGAUUUGCCUCCUUUUUGGAUACCCACCCCUACAGAAGCCACCAGUAGGGAGGAAAUAGCUGAGGCUGCUCUGCCUAGUGUGAAUAAGAGCAGCCCCCCCCCCCCGCAAUGGCUUUGAGUCCCACUUCAGUUGUUAGGUAAGGUUGAUUUGAUCCCCUUCCCUUGUUCCCGAUAUAGGUCUUGUACUUGUACCAUUGUACAAUGUCUGUAAGUACUAUCUGUGUUAGUGCCUGGAGGCGGUUGGAGGAUGGAUGGCGGCUAACAGAUUGAGCUUGAAUCCUGACAAGACAGAAGUACUGUUUUGGGGGGACAGGAGGCAGGCAGGUGUGGAGGACUCUGGUCCUGAAUGGAGUAACUGUGCCCCUGAAGGACCAGGUGCACAGCCUGGGAGUCAUUUUGGAUUCUCGCAGCUGUCCAUGGAGGUGCAGGUCAAUUCUGUGUCCAGGGUGGCUGUUUAUCAGCUCCAUCUGAUACGCAGGCUGAGACCCUAUCUGCCCAUGGACUGUCUUGCCAGAAUGGUGCAUGCUCUAGUUAUCUCCUGCUUGGACUACUGCAAUGUGCUUUACGUGGGGCUACCUUUGAAGGUAACCCGGAAACUGCAAUUAAUCCAGAAUGCAGGAGCUAGACUGGUGCCUGGGAGUGGCCACCGGGACCAUAUAACACCGGUCCUGAGAGAUCUGCAUUGGCUUCUAGUACGUUUCUGAGCACAAUUCAAAGUGUUGGUGCUGACCUUUAAAGCCCUAAAUGGCCUUGGCCCAGUAUACCUGAAGGAGCGUCUCCACCUCCAUCAUUCUACCUGGACACUGAGGUCCAGUGCUGAGGGCCUCAGCCAGAUGAGUGGGGUAUAAAUAAAAAAUUAUUAUUAUUAUAUGAUGAUGAUAAUGGAGGGAUAGAUUAUACAUACAUAUAUACAUACAUACAUACAUACAUACAUACAUACAUAGCCUUCAAGGCAUUGGCUGUUCCUAUCAAGAGAAAAGGGGGAAAAAACUUUUCAUUUUCAUUACUGUGGGAUAAGAAAACAGGAAUCACAUGUCAUUUGUCUAUUCCCACCCCCACUCCCCACUGCAGAAUGGCAGUUUUAUUUCUUUAAAAUAGAUCUUACAUUCUUUCAUGGCAGAAUAAAGAAAUACCUAACUGACAACAACGGAAAGAGGGCACCGAUUUGCACAAUAUUUGCACAGGGUAAUUUGCAUGGGCAAGACUGGGAGCAGGUGACCUGUCUGCCUGUUAAGUUUACUAUCCAUCCAGGGGCUCACCAACAUGAAUGGCUUUAAAAGACAAAGUCAAGGUGAGACAAAGCUAUCCACGGUAGCUGUGGUGGCAAUGGUGGUUUUAUUCCGGAAUGCUGAACGGGUUGGGCUCUUCUUAUGUUUUUAGUGGUGCCUUACAAGAAAUGCAGAAAAAGAGCUGUUUCUUUGCGAUAAUAUCUGUGGUGUUCACUGAAUUAUAAAUGAACUGUGAUGAAAACCCGCUAGCACAUAUGCAUUUUUCCAUAUUAUAAACUUUUCACUAAUUUGAUUUAAUGGUGUAGGAGGUCCCCCACCCCCACCCUGAUCACAGCCAGAGAAAAUAAAUAUUAAUUGUUCUUCCCUUGCCAUCGAGAAAGGCACUGUGCUCGUUUGUAACAGGCAUGUGCAAACAUAUUUGCAUAAUACAAUAAAAUGUUGCCUUCAAAUGCAGCUGUUGCCUUUUGCAGUGAAUACUGUUGUUUUCCUAUUUGUCUCAUCCUGAGCUGCAGGGUCAUUAAUGUCAAACUACUGUAGCGACUACAGCUAUGGACAUCCUGGUUUUCAAAAAAAAUUUGCAAUAGUACCCAACUCAAAACGAAUUUGAUUGGUAUCAGUAAGGUAAUUCAGUGCUCAAAGCAACAACAACAAAAAAGUUGAACAAUUAUCUGCUGUUCAUAUAACAGGUCAGGGAUAGGGUUGACGGUUACAUUCCAGCUAUGUAAUUAACAGAAAAUAGCAUAAAGUAAUUCGGGCUUUUUAGUUUAGAAAAAUACAAGUGAGAAGGGAGAUAAUAGAUGUGUACAGUGGUACCUCGAGUUACAAACACCUCAGGUUACAAACGCUUCAGGUUACAAACUCUGCUAACCUAGAAGUGUUACCUCAAGUUGAGAACUUUGCCCCAGGAUGAGAACAGAAAUUGUGUGCUGGCGGUGCAGCAGCAGCAAGAGGCCCCAUUAGCGAAAGCACGCCUCUAGUUAAGAACAGUGUCAGGUUAAGAAUGGACCUCCGGAAAGAAUUAAGUUCAUAACUAGAGGUACUACUUAUUAUGCAUGGUGUAGAGAAAGCAGAUAAAUGUGUGUGUCUCCCCAAUUCUGAUAAUAUUAUAGUCUGGGGUCAUCCAAUGUAGCUGAAUUGACAGAUGAAAAAAACUAUCUGCGUGGACAGGCGGAGUCCCCAGAUCCCGUGCGGUCCCCCCGUCAUGUGGAAUAACGACUCAUGACAACGUGCUAUGGGAUUAAAUUGGCUACAACUUUAUUAAAUUUCAAAUGUGGGUAGACCUUGGCUCAGGCAUUGGGCGUUCUCCCUCCCCAGUCCCCAGCCGGGGACCUAGGGAGCAUCAGGGUUAUCCAGUGUGUGGGGGGGGAUGGGCCGGCUCUGGAGAACAUAUGUUCAAGCAGAGAUAGCAGCCCCCGUUACGCCGCCGCCGCGGGGGAGAGCAAUGACGACCUUUCGGCGUACGGUCAAAGCCUCCCUUCAGAAACCCCUUUAACGGGGAACCCUGGUAUCGCCGCCGCAAAGAGGAAGAUGGACUAAAGGAUUCUGCCCAAGGCCUGAUACCGCCAAAGUUGUGACGUUUUGCUACGGGAAAGGCGAAACCUGCCAAUGCAGGGAAAUUCCUUUCCGGCCCUUUAACAGCGACCUUAACGUAGCAGCGCCCGCAUACCUGCGAAGAAAAGUUAACCUGCAAAACCUGUGAAGAAAAGUUAACCUGCAAAUAAGACAUUAACUGAGGGUGGGUAGGGUGGGAGAAGCUCUGGAGCCAAGUGAGGAUUCCCAGGUAAGAUCCUCCCUCUAUUGUGUGGGCAGUUAAACCCUCCCCUACCUGGCCUGGUCUCCUUGGCAACGCUUGCCCCAGGUGGGAUUGGACAACUGACUGAGGUAGGCGGAGACCUCCAGGUAUCCCACCUGAGGGAAGGCAAACCAAGCCUAUGCUGUUGGAGCCGCUCCAGAUCUAGGGGCUGCGCACGUCCAUGCAAAGGGCGCCCCCCGUUUUAAGCGGGGAGCAGUCAUUCUUCAUACAGUGUGCAUGGAAUUUCCUAAUGGAAGAGGUAGUGAUGGGCACCGCCUUAGACAACUUGAAAGGCUAUCAAUGGGUACAGGGGUGGAGAAAGCACCUCUUGCCCUUGCCCCACCAGUUCUCAAGAUGCUUUUGUGAUAGGCAGUUAAUUGAGGACCGGGACAUUUGCAGGGAAACCAAAUUGCUUGUUUACAAAGUACUACCAACCCUAUUGUGUGCUUGUGAAACAUGGACCACUUAUAAACGCCAUCUCCAACUCCUUGAAAGAGUCUAUCAAUGGUAUCUCUGAAAAAUUUUGCACAUUACUUGGGAAGACAAACAAACUAAUGCCAGUGUACUGGAAAAAGCAAAGAUCACCAGUGUCGAAGCAGUGAUUCUUCAACAUCAACUUCGCUGGACUGGUCAUGUUGUGCAGAUGCUUGAUUAUCAUCUUGCAAAGCAAUUACUCUAUUCUGAACUUAAAAAUGGAAAGUGCAAUGCUGGUGGUCAACAAAAGAGGUUUAAAGGCUCUCUCAAGGCAAAUCUAAAAAAUAAUAAUUGUAAUAUAAACACUGACAAUUGGGAAACACUGGCCUGCGAGCAUUCCAAUUGGAGUAUAGCCUUUACCAGAGGUGUCAUGGACUUUGAAGACGCUCGAACUCAGGACAAAAGGGAAAAACAUGCUAAGAGGAAGGCAUGUUGGCAAACCUUCACUGUGAUCAACUCCUGCCCAGAAAUCUAUGUUCUCACUGUGGAAGGACAUGUGGAUCCAGAAUUGGCCUCCAUAGUCACUUAUGGACUCACUGUUAAGACUGUGUUCAUGGAAGACAAUCUUAUCCAGCUACAAGUGAUCGCCAAAGAAGAAGAAGAGUAGAGCAAUUCCCACCAUGUAGCCACAUGACUGGAAGCUCCUUGCUUUGCCUGGCAAAGGAGUGCUUGGAAUCCUAUGAUGGAAUUUCCAAAGAUUGUCCAGAAACCAAAUUGUGUUUACCUUAUGUACUGUUACUGUUUCAGAAGGAGCCAGGAGAAAACUAGCCCAUAAGCCUAAUGUCUACUGCAAGACGCGGGGGGGGGGGGGGGCUAGUAGAAAACAUUAUUAUUUGUUAGAAUUAUUCAACAAAUAGAAGAUCAAUCAUUGCUGAGGAAGAAUCAAUCAGCGUGGCUUCUGCAGAUGAAAGUCAGCCUCGCCAACCUUUUGAAAUUGUUCUGGUGCCAAUAAAUAUGUAGAUAAAGUUGAUCUAUUAGGCAUAUAUUUGAGCUUCAAACAGCUUUUGAGAAUUUUCCUCAACAAAGGCUUCUGUGCAAACCCUUGGAUUGGUACCUAAUUAAAGAACACAAAGCUGAAGAUGCAAAUAAAGUUUCACAAUGGAGGAGAGCAAGUAGUGGGAUCCCUAAAUCAUAGAAACAUAGAGUUGGAAGGGACCACGAGGGCCAUCUAGUCCAACCUCCUGCAAUGCAGGAAUCAUUUGCCCAAUGUGGGGCUCAAAUCCAUGACCUUGAGAUUAACAUGCUCUACUGACUGCUUGCAUAAAUUAUCUGGAGUUGGGGCAAGAGGUGAAUUAACUGGGUUUGCUGAUGAUAAAUACCUCAUGGUGAAAAUCCAAGCAGAAUGUGAGAAACUUCAAAAGAAGUUGUCCAAACUAGUUGUAUGGGCAACCAAAAGGCAAAUGAGACUUGAAGAGUCAGGUGAUGCACAUUGAGGCAAAACACCUCAGUUUCACAAAUACAUUGCCAGAGACUCAACUGGAGGUGCCUGGCCAGGAAACUGAUAUUGAGAUCAUUGUUAAAAGUCAAUCCAAUGUCAGCUCAGUUUGAUAAAGUGGUGAAAAAGAAGGCAAAUCUCAUUCAAGGGGUUAUUAAGAUCUGAACUGAAAGUAAAACAGGCAAUAUUAUUUAUUUACAAAAGAUUUCUACACUAUCAAGAAAAUAUGUGAUGGUAGUGAACAGCAUAAAAUCAACAAUAACAUUCCAUUCAUAAAGCAAAUACGAAAUGCAUUGCAAAUCAUUAGAUCAGUGUAAUACAUCAAACACGCAUUAAAUAUAACGAUGUCCUUAUAAAAACCCAUGGUAUGCCUACGUCUAUAACACUGUGUGCAAUUAGCUAGCCCCACCUCAAAACAGGGAGCUGCCAAAGGCCUAGACAGGGGCAACCAAAUAACUGAAGUGUUGGAACAUCUUCUGUAGAGAGAAAGGCUAAAGCUACCAGAGCUAUUUAGCAUAGAAAAUGGCAUAGCUGGGGAAAGAUAGGAGAAAAGUUGAUAAAAUUAUGCAUGUUGUGGAGAAAGGGAAAAGAGAUUUUACUUUUCUCCCUCAUCAUAUAAGAACUCAGGAUCAUCCAGCGACAAUGAUUGGCAAGAGUUUCAGGAGAGACAAAAGAAAGCGCUUCUUCACACACUGCAAAAUUAAUGGCACUUGCUGUCAUCAGAUGGGCUGAAGGCCACAAAUUCAGGUGGCUUUAAAAUGGGAUUAGACUAAUUUAUGGAUGACAGGUUUCUAAAUGGCUGUGAGCCAGCAAAGCUAAACAGAACCUCCAAAUUCAGAGGCGGUGUUCCUCUGAAUACCCAUUCCCAAAGCGUAGGGACCAUAGAGUAGGACUUUUGUCCAUCAGUGGACAUUCCAGGAGCCUCUAGUUGACUAUGAUUAGAAGCAGCAUGAUGGACUAUAGCAGGGAUGGGGGACCUUUUUCAGCACAAAGGCCACAUUCCAUUCUAGCCAGCCUUCCAAGGGCCACAUGCCAGGCAGAGGCAAAAGCAAACAGAUAAAUGAUUGUAAAGAUCCCCUUUGUAUAGUACGGUAGUUUCUACACCCAUUGACAUGCUGCUCUCCAUCCUUCAUCCAGACAAGCAAAGGCAUUGUCAGAGCUCAAGGACACAUUCCGACCAGGCAAAAACAGUCAUGAUGCAAAGCAGGGUCAGUGAGGGGUGUAGCCUGGGGAGAGUUCUGAGGGCCACUCAGAGAGGCUGGAAGGGCCAUAUUUGGCCAACAGGCCUGAUGUUCCUAACCCAUGGGAUAGAGGACCAAUGCUCAUUCAUUGUAAUUAUGAGAUUAAGAAAAGAGAGGAAGAGGGUUACAUUCUAGGUACCUGAGGGAAAGAGGGGCAGAAAUAGGAGGUAGCCAAGGAAAGGAGGUGUAAAGGAAAGGAACAGUAAACCAGAACAAAUUGAGGUCAAGGCAGUGCUAAAGGUCUGAGGAAAGGAGGCAAAUUAUGCAGCAAACUAGGGCAAGGAAGCCAGUGCAAGGAAAGAUGGAGGAAGCAGGAGCCAAGGAAAAGGAACAUGAGCAAAGCCUGCAGUGAACAGGGAAUGUGGGGCUGGGGAUGGAGGAGAAAUGUGUUCAGUCCAUGUUAUGAAGUGAACUGAGCUACUUGACCAAUCCUAGACCUUUUAUGCAGAUCAGAACACAGCUAUCACUCAGAUUGUGCAUUACUCUGCAAUUAGUGAUGCUGUAUCAGGGUGUUUUUUUGUUGUUUUUUUAAAAAAGUGCACAAAGCUAUGUUUUGUGGAGAAGUGCAUUAGAAGGCAUACAAAAACACGCAUUUUUCACGUAGAAUGUGUGUACAAAAUAUGGGAAAUUAAAUGCAAGUUUUCCAUGUGCAUUGUGAAAAAUCCAUGAAAAACCUGCCGGGGUAGUCCUACGAUGGAGCACAUGUGAAACUGCCAUGACACAGAAAUAGGAUGAUCUACUUGUCCUCAGGUAGAGCUUGUAUUCAGCCAAAGACUCCAUUUUCUCAGUCACAUUUUCGUAAGCAUUCCCAACCCUAUCAAUAGUUACUGUUGGGACCUGAAGUCAUUAGACAGUGAAUAGUUGGCAACAGAUAUAAUUCAGCACCAAGUGAAAUUCAAAUACCUCAUAUUUUGCAUUUUCUUUGCCAACCUUAAACAUCUCUCUGCCUCAUAGUUGUUGCUGUUUUUAGCUUGAAAACAGAUUUGAUAAUGUUCACUCUAAAAAUUGGAAUAAUAAAACUCAUCUCUUUUUCCAUUUCUGAGGCACUGAAUUCUAGGUAGUAAAUGGGUUGCUUUACAAGAAUUUAAAAUGUGGUAUAGGAAGUUGAUGAUGACAAAUGGAAUAUUUGCCCUCCCACGUACAUGAAAGAAAGCUACAUUUUACAUACUGCCAAGAGCUCAUUAUUCUGGUUUAGAAUCACAUGUACUAAUUUUACCAGCGAAAGACUGACAUAUGACACAGAUUUCUUGAACCAUCAUUAUGCACCAAUUCAUAUAUAGUAUAUCAUCCUAUCUUGGAAUUUUAGGUCUGUGCAAUAGCUCUUUUUUCUGAUCAAAGAUAUAAAUAUCUUCGGGGGGGGGGCACUUCGUAAGAUUGCUGUGGGAAUGUAUAAAAUAAUGCAGCUGCCCUACAUUUUCAGCUCUUGGAAUUUUAACUUCGGCUUCUCUUUCUUUCCAGGCAAGGUUUAAUAGCAUCAGUUGUUACAGAGCUCCAAUAUUUGUAUUGCUCUGAACACCAUUUAUUUCUAUUGAAUUCCAAUCCCCUUUGUGAAAAAUGAUCAAAAACUGGCAUGCCUUUCCCCCAGCUGUUCCUUUCUGUCAAUGAAGAUAAUGUAAUCCAUGUCCCAAAUAAUUGUGCAUUGAACUGCAUCGGACAUAGGGAAUUUAGCUAGGUUGCAGAAAUGGUGGGUGGUCUCAACAGAAUUUUGCUGAUACCGUAAAAUAUCUACCAGAUUUGUAUUCCACCCUACAUUCAAGGAGCUUAGAACAGUGUCUUUCCUCAGUGUUUAACUCGCAAUAGCUCUCUGAGAUACAGUGAUAGAUAUCAGUGGUACCUUGGUUUACGAACUUAAUGUGUUCUGGAAGUCCGUUCUUGGCAUCAGAAGCCAGGGUGGCUUCUGGGAUGUCCUGCUCAAAAAACGACACUUGUGCCGUACACCGAUAGGGUGCUAUUCGGCUUUCGUCAUAUAGUGAGUAGGUCAAUUGAAAUCAACUGCCUAACUUAAGCCACUUGAUUUCAUACUUGCUGUUUGACUUAGUUUGAUAUCGUGAGUCCGAGCAGUUUUGCCUUUGACCCACUGCUUUCCCCAGAAAACAUGCUGUUUAUACUAAAUCAGAGCAAAUCAUAGCUGUCAACUUUUCCCUUUUAAAAGGGAAAUUCACUUAUUCCGAGUAGGAUUCCUCAAAAGAAAAGGGAAAAAUUGACAGCUAUGGAGCAAAUAUCAAUCCAGAGAAAACCCAAUUGAAAUUUGGGCAGGUUUUCCUGGGAGAAAGCAGCAGGGAAAGUGGAAGUGUGGAUGAGCCCUUAGUGAGUCUUUUACUUAAAUAAUGCAUAGGAUUGCAGCUUUUUGUAUUACCCCCUCCAGACAAAAAUAAUGAAAUUUGUGAGGCUUUUACCACACUCUUUUCUUAAGUAUAAGUUUCACCCCAUUUGUUUUAAUGGAGUGUGCACAGCAGGACUUUCCUCCCAGUUUCUGAGGUUCUCAAUUAAUUAUGGUCAAGGUAAUUGUUGGGGUUUCCUUAAGGUUCAUUAGACUGUCUACCCUUCGAAGUAGAUUUUCCAAGAUAUCCACAAGAUGGCACUGUGUGACAUGUCUAGCUUAUAAAGCAAAGAUGGCCAACUUCUUCAAGGCUGAGCACCAUAAUAUGUUAGUUGAAGUGCCAAAGUUAAGCCACAAGGGCUUCAGUUCUUGUGAUUUCCAAUAUGAACUAACCCGAUUGACACUUCCAAAACUAAUGCAGGAAAUGGAAUGCAGUUAGCCACAGGUUUUACAGACACACACCCAAGUGUCCUGACACCGUUCUUGUUGCAUACACACACACACAAUCAAAACAGUUUUCAGAGAAUGCACACAUUGGGAAGAAAAUACUUUUAGUAAUGUGUAUUUGAGAAAUGCUUACAAAUGCACAUUUUGAGAGAAUAUAUGUUUUUUUUAAAAAAGCAUAGUUACAGUCAUACCUUGGAUCCCGAAUGCCUUGCGAAUUGAACGUUUUGGCUCGCGAAUGCCACAAACCCAGAAAUGAGUGUUCCAGUUUGCGAAUGUUCUUUGGAACCUGAAUGUCCGACGCGACUUCCCCAGCUUCUGAUUGGCUGUAGGAACUUCCUGCAGCCAAUCAGAAGCCAUGCCUUGGUUUCCGAACUUUUUGGAAGUCUAACGGACUUCCAGAAUUGAUUCCAUUCAACUUCUGAGGUACCACUGUAUAUGCUUUUUAUAUUAAAAAAUAAAAAAAAAUGCAGUAACAAGACGUGACAGAGUUGUGAAGGAACACAUGUGAAAAUAACAUGGGCCAGAGAAUAGGCUCUUCCCUCCUUCAUUAAAUGCAUAAAAUUACGUAAUAGUUUGUGUUAUAUUUAAAGUAAACAAAAAAACACACAUGUAAAUACCAUUCCAAAAGGCAUUAUAUUAAGGAAAAGUGCAAAAAAUAAGUAUAUUAGGAGAAAUCUGCACUAAAAGACUGGUAUAUUUUCAUGAGGACUCUUAAAAAAACCAACAACAACCCUCAAACUGAUGUGGAAAUGUGGAGAUUCAACUUCUUCCCGAUUCCCUCUAAUGGAAGAACCAGAGCUGCUCUCAGUGAAGUGAGUGGGGCAAACCUUCUAUACAGAUGUUGAACUGGGCUCUUGAGAGCAUAAGAACCCUGCUGAAUCAGACCAAAUUCCUCUCUAGUUCAGCAUCCUGUUUUUCACAAUGGACAACCAGAUUAUCACAGGAAGCCCACAAGCAGAACAUGGGGACAACAGACCUCUUCCACAGUUGUUCCCUAGUGAUCCUGCUAGCGGAAUGCUGCAUCCCAGGGAUAGGGGAUCCCUUUUCCAUUUAAGGACCACAUUGCCUUGUGGACAACCUUUCAGUAGUGUGGGGUGGGGGAGGUAGAGGGAAAAGUGGAUGUAAUCAAUAAUAAUAAUAAUAAAUUUUAUUUAUACCCCGCCCUCCCCAGCCAAGACUGGGCUCAGGGUGGCUAACAACCAAUAAUAAAAAUAAGUUGAUUAAAAUACAAUUUAAAAAACAAGAUUAAAAUACAACAUUAAAACUUUAGGAUGCAGCCUUUUCACAGGAGGAGAAAGGGAAAAGAAAGAGUAGGAGGGAAUAAAACUGAUUCUAAGCCAAAGGCCAGGUGGAACAACUCUGUCUUACAGGCCCUGUGGAAAGAAAUCAGAUCCCACAGGGCCCUGGUCUCAUGAGACAGAGUGUUCCACCAGGCCGGAGCCAGUGUUGAGAAGGCCCUGGCUCUGGUUGAGGCUAAUCUAACUUCCUUAGGGCCCGGGACCUCUAGGGUGUUGCUAUUUAUGGACCUUAAGGUCCUCCAUGGGGCAUACCAAGAGAUGAAUGUGAAGGUUGCUCCACUCCAACCACAUGCAAGUUAGAGGGUUUUAUACAAAUGCACCUGUCUUAGUCCUCCACCCAGGCAAGAAAGAGACAUUAUCACAGUUCAAAUACACAUCCCAGCCAGGCAAAACCACUUGAGGAGGGGGGUGGCCUGGGGAGAAGGGAUGCGGCUGAGAGAAAGGUCUCCACCCAUAGCCCUUAUGACUAGUUGCCAUUGAUAGCCUUAUUCUGAUCCUGUCAAUGGUAACCCCCCCCCCGAUUCCUAAAUUAAUAUUCUACCUUUAAAAAAAAAACAAAAAACCAGUUUUCAUCCAUUCCGAAGAAGUGACGUGUCAAAUUAAUGCUUAAUAACCUCAACAAGUUAAUAGCUUUUAUGAGAGCACUCAAAUACAAAACUGUGGGAUUCCGUACUGCAUGUCUCACAGAAUGGCAAUUAUCUCAUAGUGUGAACAGAAAAUUACCAUUGAUAUCUUUGUAAUAGGCAAAAAAGAGAGAGUUCUAUUUGGGAGCCUUUAUUAUUAUUUUUGAAGCAGUUGGUUUCCACUAGUUCAUGAAUAAAUCAUGGCUGAGUGUGUUGCUGUGACUAAUGUUAAAGUUUCUUGAUGAGGCUGGAUGAGAGCCAGUGUGGUGUAGUGGUUAAGAGCGGUAGUUUCGUAAUCUGGGGAACCGGGUUCGCGUCUCCGCUCCUCCACAUGCAGCUGCUGGGUGACCUUGGGCCAGUCACACUUCUUUGAAGUCUCUCAGCCCCACUCACCUCACAGAGUGUUUGUUGUGGGGGAGGAAGGGAAAGGAGAAUGUUAGCCGCUUUGAGACUCCUUAAAGGGAGUGAAAGGCGGGAUAUCAACUCCAAACUCCUCUUCUUCUUCUUCUUCUUCUUCUUCUUCUUCUUCUUCUUCUUCAUAUUCGUUUAAUUUCAGAUAUGUGGCCUGGAUUCUCAAGAAGCUGAUCUGAAUUAAGAUGGUGAUUCAUUGAUAAGCAAAACAAGACUCAGAAUGAAUGUGGGGUGGGGGUGGAGACGCAAAGAAAUAAUGGAGUUUUUGACCAUUUUCAGAAAGGUAGCCAUGUUAGUCUGCUGCAUAAAAAUCAAUAAAGUCUUGGAGACUAACAAAUCUAUUGAGACAUAAGUUUCCAUGGACUCAACUUCCAUCAGAUGCAUGAAAUGUUAUCCUAAGUUACAGGCAUAUUAUAGAUACAUGGUGGGUGUGGGGGAAUUGUAAAUAGUUAAUUCAGAAACGGAGAGAUGCUCCUUUCCCUCUCAGUAAGUGGCAGUGAUGUUAGGAAGUUGAGAAGCCAACAGCUCAACACAACUCCACCCAUGCAGUCCUGCUGCUGAUUGUAGGAAGACUCAGUGUAUGAUAUUGUUUCUGUCAUUUGGUCUGUGUCCACUGAAGUGUAGGUGAGUUCCCACGAGGCAAGACACAGUGAUAACAGCAAGAACUUUUAUUGAACUAACAGAACUAGAUAACAGGGGCAAAGCAACUGCUUUAUUUCUGAAGGCCUGGGCCACUCCCACUUCCAACGUGAUUGGCUGUCUAAACUUCCAAGCUGCGAAUCAUAAUUCAGAGAUUAUGGGCCAAUGGUAGAGGCCCAAAUCCUGAAAUGUUCUGUGAUUGGAUAUCAUGUAUCAAAUCAGAACACAGGGGCUCAGAAUCCUUAGUCCAGACUCAAGCUCAGGCAAACUCAGACCACUGAAUACAUAACAUUCUUCAUACCAGUCUUCGCAAUGCCACCCAGAGGCCUUUAGGACUCACUGUACCCUGAUGCUGUGCAUCUCAGUGCCUAGUUUAUUUAUUUAUUCAUGUGUUCCAUUUAUAUCCUACAUUUUCUUCUUCAAAGAACUCAAGGUGUCAUACCUGGCUCUCCUCAUCCCCAUUAAAUCCCCCUCCUCAUUUAAUCAGUUUAGGCUGAAAGGCAGUGACCUUCAUGGCCAAGUGGGCACUUGAACCCUGGCCCCCAGGUCCUAGUCUGACACUCUAACCACUACACCACACUGGCUCUCAUGUCCUGCAUAUUGAGGCUAGGAUCCUUGCAGGCACCUACAUGGAGUGAGUCAGCAAUAUCAUCAGUAGAGAUGCCAAGGGAGUAAAAGUCAAACUUAGGUUAUGCCUUCCAGUUGGGCCUCUGUCUCCUGAAGCUCAUUAAGCAGAGACAUAACUGAACUAAGUCAUUUAUUUGCAGAUGUCUCACAGUCCCUAGAGCAGUCAACGAUGUAAUUGUUGCAUAUUUUCUUUCUUUCUUUUUUUUAAAAGAGUAUUUCCUCUUUUCACCACACACAAGCUGAGUCUUAAUUCUGCCUUUUCAUAGACCAAUUAUCAUUAGAGUCAACUCCCUCCCCAUAUUUCUGAAUCCUGCCUUCUCAUCACUCACACAUCCAGAUGCCCUUUGGAGAAUUUGGCUUGUCAGAUGAAACCCAUGGUACAUGUUGCCUCAUUAUUAUUUCCUAAUUUGAUUAUGCUCUCUUCAACUCAUUUGGAGAAAGGGGGAAGAAAAGAGAAAGUCAAUGGGGCCUUGAUAAGCCUGGUAGGAAAUGGUGAGCAAGACAGAUAGAGAUAAUGAACAUUCCCCCUGAGCUUCAAAGAGAAAGAAAAGGCGUGUGAGAUUUCUGUGCAUGAGGGAACAUUAAUUAAUGUUGAAAUUUAUUAGGCUGUGGAACUGUGUCCCAAGGGAAGUGUCUGGAUUUUUUGGUGUUUUUUUUAAAAGGUGAUUGUACAAAGUACAGGAAGGCACAGUUUUGGUCUCUCCUGAACAAUCCUACAUAUGUGAGACAAGUUCCUUCUAUAGUCAUUGUUAAGUCUUCUGUGUCCAUGACCCUCAAUGGUGCAGUACUAUGCGUUGACAUGAUGGAACUGAACAGGAACCUCAUAGGUGCACAGAACAAUCCAUUAUAAGUGAUUGCUCUUUUCAUGUUCUUGGAGAAUACAGCUGCAGAAUAAGAAGCACCGCGUUCCUUCUUUCAAAGGAGCCACUAUUCAAAGGUGGCCAUAACUCAAAAUUCAUUGGAAUCGUUGUUUCUGUUGAUCAUGCUUUAUAUUUCCAUAUAAGAUGUAACAGCUGCAUGUGGGAACUUCUCCUGCUCCAACACCAGCACUCAGUUCCAAUGGGCUUCCCAUAGGUAGCAGGUUGGCCACAAUAGGACUGAAUUAGAUGAGUCUUUGGUAUGAUUCAGCAAGAUUCUGGUUAUGUUCUCAUGACAAGAGGGAGGUGUGGUCCACAGUGUGGCCCUGCUGCCUCUUUUAAUGUGUUGGACGCCCUACAUCCAUAUAACCUUCACUUCUACAUGCCAUCUUCUAUGCCUAACAUUGGUCCACAUGUGGGCUUCGGGUUCAUAAACUGCAUUUCAGCUACACAGCAAAGAAGUUGUUUGCCUCUGCCCUCCCAAUUUCAGUGCUUUACUCUUAUAGAUAACUCAUUUAGGCGAAGGUGGUGAUGAUGGCAAUAGCAUAUUUUAUUGAGCAGAACAUUCUAGAAAUAUGGACCCUGAUCUAAAAGGACACAGCAAAAACUUCAACAUGCCCAUGCUGAAUUAUAUUUGACAAAGCAUUUCACCAGUCAACAUUCAUUAUCCUUCUUAUGAAAAGGGACACACAUUUACUCAGCUUUAGCCCUGGGAAACACAGCACCUUUAUUUGAUAAAAAUCUAAUUAGUCAUUAAAUGCUUCUUCCUCUAAAUCAGGGUGGUAGGAGUGGGGGCUCUAGGAGCCCUCCAGGCCUCUGUGUCUGGGCCCUGAGACUCUCUAGGUCACACCUCCUCCCUGGGUCAUGUCACUCCAUGCCCCUGCUCCAGAUCUCUCUUCAAAUGCUUUAGGCAGGCUAGAAUGUGAUAGUCGCUCUUGCUUGACUGGAUGGAGAUCUGCGGGUGUGUGGAAACCUCUGGCUUUUGUAUGGCUUGAAUGUAGCCUAUUGUACAAAGAGCUAACACUUUUAGCUUUCGGCCCUGCCCACCAUUGCCAUUCCACAUCCCCAAAGUUUGCUUGAGUGUCGGAUGCAGUCUGGGAAAAUUCCCACACCUCUGUUCCAUAUGGUCAGUUGUAUCUUGCAGUCUGAUGCCAUUUCCAAGCACAAUUCAAAGUGUUGGUGCUGACCUUUAAAGCCCUAAAUGGCCUCGGUCCAGUAUACCUGAAGGAGCAUCUCCACCCCCAUCAUUCUGCCCAGACACUGAGGUCCAGCACCGAGGGCCUUAUGGCGGUUCCCUCGCUGCAAGAAGCCAAGUUACAGGGAACCAGGCAGAGGGCCUUCUCGUUAGUGGCACCCGCCCUGUGGAACACCCUCCCACCAGAUGUCAAAGAGAAAAACAGUUACCAGACUUUUAGAAGACAUCUGAAGGCAGCCCUGUUUAGGGAAGCUUUUAAUGUUUAAUAGACUAUUGUAUUUUAAUAUUCUGUUGGAAGCCGCCCAGAGUGGCUGGGGAAACCCAGCCAGAUGGGCGGGGUAUAAACAAUAAAUAAUUAUUAUUGUACUGUUAUUUAAACAAGGCUUUUUGUAAAUCCACCCUUUUCAAACUACCCAGAUCAAUUAAAGAACAGAAAGUUUCUUACCUUUUAUCCCACGAUGGGAGAAUAGGAACUGAGUAGCCAACCCAAUUAGCCUAAUCAAUUCCCCCUUUGCCCCACCCUUUAACCUUAAUACCAGGAUGUUAACAUGUGACUUAGUCCAUUGGUUGAAAACAGGGUAUAUGAGCAUUAAGUUCUCAUCAGGAAUAGGACUGAAAGUCCACAACAAACCUGAGAAUUAAAGGUUUCCUGCUGGGCUUCCGGAGCCUUUUUAUUUCCUAAUUUGCUUAAUGAUGCCACAGACCUAGUUAAAACAUUGCAAAAAUGCAAUUUAUGCUGUGCUGGGUCCUCAAGAGCACAUGGUAUGUUACUGAUAUGUACUGAGAGAGCACACCAGGGGGUGCAGAUUGUCAAGGAGGAAAUCAAAGAGGAGAGCUGGAAUCAGAGGCAAUAGGAGAUAUAUAUUUAUAUCCAGUUAUAUGAUUCAUUAAUGUUAUAGUGCUCGGGGCAAACGCAAGAUUAAUUUUAUUAGACUUGGACCAGAAAAAUAUAUAGAGUUGUGAAUCCUGGAGUUUGUGGGAAGCCUCUCUGGGAGUGGGGAUUAGGGAAAAAAUUCAAUUCCACUUGCAUUUCAAGGCAAAUCUAUAUAAUUCACACUUUCUGAAAGUAAGCGAACCGAAGCACAGUCAUCCUUCAAAAUUCAAACUUCUCCAAAUUAUGCAGUGAGAUCCAGCAGCCAUGUCAUGUGUACAAGAAUACACCUACUAGGGUAAAACUAGGGCAUGUAUGUGCAUGAAAAUAACAUCCAAAAAUACUUCAUAGUAGGGGAAAUUGUUUUGCAGAAAUGUGUACAUCAGGCAAAAUUGCAAUCAAGGAGAAAUUUGCACUACAAUCCUGAUGAAUUUUCAUGAGAACAAAAAAGAAAAAAGAAAAAAAGCACAAACCAAUGAAGAGGCAUGGAGAACUCAAGAGUGGAAAAAAUGGGGGAAAUGAAAUGGUCGGGUUUGUCCAUCCCUACUCAGGAGGCAGAAAUACCGUAUUUUUUGCACCAUAACACUCACUUUUUUCCUCCUAGAAAGUAAGGGGAAAUGUCUGUGCGUGUUACGGAGGGAAUGCCUAUGGGUGGCAUGCCUACGGAUUUUCCUCCUCUAAAAACUACGUGCGUGUUAUGGUCGCGUGCGUGUUAUAGAGCGAAAAAUACGGUAACUUUCAUGAGUGGGUAGCAGCUCCUCAUAGUAAGUGUCUUAAUUAUGGUUAGGAAUCCCCAUUUCCCCACCAUAACAGAAAGUAAGAGAGCUCUAUGAGUGUACAAGAGCAGAUCAAUCCUUUCCCCUAACUUCCUUCCUUUGCCAGCACUCCAUGUACAUCUGGGCAACAGGCAUAAUAAUAAUAAUAAUAGUUUAUUAUUUAUACCUCACCCAUCUGGCUGUGUUUCCCUAGCCACUCUGGGCGGCUCCCAACAGAAUAAUAAUUACAAUUAUAAUAAUAAGCAAUAAAACAUCAAACAUUAAAAACUUCACUAAACAGGGCUGCUUCAGAUGUCUUAUAAAAGUCAGAUAGUUGUUUAUUUCCUUGACAUCUGACAGGAUGGUGUUCCACAGGGCAGGCACCACCACUGAGAAGGCCCUCUGCCUAGUUCCCUGUAGCUUCACUCCUCACAGUGUGGGAACCGCCAGAAGGCCCUCAGAGCUGGACCUCAGUUUCCGGGCUGAACGAUGGGGGUGGAGACUCUUUUCCAGGAAGGGUAGAUCUGUCUAUUUCCUGUCCAUAUCAAUGUCCACAAGUUUUCACCCAAAAAAAUCCCUUCCCGUUUCUGUCUUAAUUGCAUUUUUAAAAAUAUCUGCACGACAUAAUUUACUUUUAAAUAUUUAUUUAAAUAGGAAUGCUCUUUUUUUAUUGGUCGCUUUUAAAAUAUAUUUUAACUCAAAAUAAAUUCUGAUACGUUUUUGGUGCUAAUAAGCUCGUUGGAAUUUUUAGGAUGUGUGAAAGCUGGUGGAGAGCUCAGCUCUAAUCAACACAUUAGUCUGGGAGGUGCAAAUCAGGUCAGUUUGUAUCGGAAUUUGCCAAGCCUGAAUUGCCCAUGAAUCUCAGAAUAGGAUAAAGAGUGGGAGAAGUGACAAAGUGCCUGGACUUGAGCAGAAAAUACAUGCCUAAAGUGCUCCUUGCCCAUUCAGUUUGCUGAGAAUUUUUCGAAGCAGGAAUUGAGAAUUGAAUCCAGCCUGUGGGCUGGAUCCUUACUUUCCCCCCAUCACACCCCCUGCAGGCCAAGUCGGACAGGUGACCCAAUCAUCUUGAAAUCAAAAAGCACAGACAAAGGCACAGAUCUACACUUUUCAAGUACUGACAAAGCAAACAUCCAGUGUAAUGUACUCACACUCUUGUUUAGUGCAGAAGAGGGGAAAGUAAAGGCAGUGCCUGUAUACUAUUCUGAUCUUGAGUAAACAAGCAAUAUAGAAAUUAGAAUGGUGCCUAGCUAAGCUCUGUACCAAAAGUGAAUCACCGCAUGGAUGUUCCAACGGAAGUGUCAGGCUUCGGGGAAUCAGCUUCCUCCCCACGUGGCAGUAGAUCAGAAGAUCAAAGAAAGGAACGUCUUACCAGUUAGAAACUUUAACAGCGAGAGAACAAAGAACACAUCUCCUAGAAAUGGCAAUACUCCCAAUUAAGCAUCAGCCCCCCUCCGUCCCUAUUAAUCUGUUGUUGUUUAGUCGUUUAGUCGUGUCCGACUCUUCGUGACCCCAUGGACCAGAGCACGCCAGGCACUUCUGUCUUCCACUGCCUCCCGCAGUUUGGUCAAACUCAUGCUGGUAGCUUCAAGAACACUGUCCAACCAUCUUGUCCUUCAUCAUCCCCUUCUCCUUGUGCCCUCCACAUCUUUCCCAACAUCAGGGUCUUUUCCAGGGAGUCUUCUCUUCUCAUGAGGUGGCCAAAGUAUUGGAGCCUCAGCUUCACGAUCUGUCCUUCCAGUGAGCAUUCAGGGCUGAUUUCCUUAAGAAUGGAUAGGUUUGAUCUUCUUGCAGUCCAUGGGACUCUCAACAGUCUCCUCCAACACCAUAAUUCAAAAGCAUCAAUUCUUCAGCAAUCAGCCUUCUUUAUGGUCCAGCUCUCACUUCCAUACAUCACUACUCUAUUAAUCUACAUCACGCCUAUGUCUUGUAAUCUGAGUUUGUAACCUCUACGUUUUCUGUUCUGAGACUUUCUGAGCUCUUCUUGACCUUGGGCUUUCCAGAGUCUGUGAAUCUGUUAACCCUCUUUCUUCUAGUGUUUCUUCACCUAGCUGUUCCCCAUCCAGUAUUUCCCAGCCUCUGCUUUCUGAACUAUGCCCCUCUGCAAACCACUAUUCCAAAUCUAUACUGUCCUCCUGCUCCUGGGAAGAUUCAGGAGCAACAGCAGCAGGGAGAGGGGUGGUUCCCACCAUUCCCCCUCAGUGCAGCCCUUUUCAGCAUGGUCCCCAACAGGAAAGACAAUGUAAGUACAGUGGCCCAUCUAGUGCAUCAUCACAUUCUCACAAUGGGCAACCAGAUGUCUGUGGAAAAUGCACAAGGAGAGUUUGGGCACAAGAGCACUCUCCCCCUUCUGUAGUUUCCAGCACCUGGUAUUCAGAAGCAUUACUGCCUCUGUGGAGGCAGAACAUAGUCCUCUCCUCCAUGAAUUUGUCCUCUUCUAAAGCCAUCAAAGUUGAUGGCCAUCACUUCCUCCUGUGGGAGCGACUUUCAUAGUUACACACCGUGUAAAGACUUUCUAUUAUCUGUCCCAAAUUUUCCAACAUUCAGCUUCAUUAGAGGUCCACGAGUUCUAGUGUUAGGAGUGAGAGAUGAAAUUUUUUUCUACAGUCACUUUCUCCAUGCCGUAUAAAUCUGAAAUAUGAGCACUUCAGGUUGAAUGAGAAAGUAUUCAAGCACUCUGGGAGUUAACAAAUAAACGCAAAGGUGGUGCUCCCAUGUCUGAAGAGGAUGAUCUACUUUUCAUGAAGUUACCCAAUCUCAAGACUAUUUUUGAGACACUCUCUGAAAUAACCCUCCCUCCUCAAAACGUAUUGCUAGUCGGCCGUGAUUGAUGGUAGCUCUUAAGAGUCUUCACACCUAAAAUCAAUGCAGACACAUUUUCACUCUGGGAUAUUGAUGACUCUUUGAUUAUCCCCAACAUACGCAGCUGAGAGAGGCCACUCCAAUUCCUGCUUUGCUUCAUCACACAGUGCAUCCUUUCACAGCUGCUCUGCACUCCUGGUGCUGUUAAUCAUGGAACGUUAGCCGUGCGGGUGUGGCAUCAGGGAUGAAAUAAAGAGCCAAGGGGGCUCUUUUAAAAAGCGGUAGCUGGGCAGGAUUUGAUAACGUCCCAAGUAUUUUAGCUGUACUCUGGGUUGCUAUCCCCAUGGGAGCUCAAAACUCUGAACAAACUUUAAUUGGGGCUUCCACGUUCCAAAAUUACUAGCAUUUAACCAGAGUGGAGAUCUUGUGAUGCACUGUGGAGACAACUACAUCUAUGUCACUGGAUUGGUGACUGCUUCUAAUCCACAUGCUUCUGAAACACAGAUCUGAUCCUGCAUUGAUAAAAUGUUGCCUUCAAAGCAUGAAUGCAGCACUGAAGGGAGAAUUCACACUGACCACUGAACCUGACGAUGCCACAACUACUCUCCCAUAUUCUUAGAUCCAGGAAGGCAGGUGUACAGGUUUAACUCUAAGACUCUUGGUAUGUCUGGAUUUGCAAUUAAAAGAAACCACGGCUGUCAUGGUUAUUUGCUCAAGCAAAUAAACUGGGUCCAUUUAGGAGAGGGAUGAAUCAGUCUCUUAGAUUCGUUCUUGCUCAGUUUCUCAAUAUUCCAAUUUCAAACUCAGUUCUCCACAUUUCUGCAUAAAUCUCGGAAUUUUAUAAAUCUUUAUUGGAUUGAGUUUUCACAUCCAAAUCUUGCAUCCAUUUUUCAUGCCUGUUCAUAGCCAUUUCCUCAUCAAAAUUCUGAUUACAAAGGGUGGGAACAAAUACCCCCUCCUGAGCCAAAUUGGCCAAUGCCCCUUGUAUUAUGGUAUACAGCCUUUUGGAAGUAUCACACUGUCCAGGAAUGGCAUUCAUAUGCACAUUUUAAACCAGAUUAGAUGUGAUGCUACACUUGCUACGGUAUCCUUUUGAAAAAACAAAACAAAAAAAACCCUUGCAGGUAUGGAGUAAUUAUGGUGAGGAACGUGGCAUGUUUCCAGAGGGAAUUAACCCUUUCCAUCCCUGUUGUGCUUUUGAUGAAAAUUGCUGCACCACAGCUUCCACUGGCACAAACAGCUGCUUUUCUCCCUGGGUUAAUAACUGGUGCAGUGGCAAGGGUCAUUGGGAUUGUAGCAGAAGAGGAAAGGGUUAAAAACCAUCCUUGCACAUGGCAGUCAUGAUGAAAAUCAUCCCCAUGAUGCCUUUAAAAUACACACAUAUCAGCAACAACAUCAGCAGCAGCAAGUAACGCAGCAAGUAAGAGCAGCCCUUAGAUUUGCAUCUAGCUAUGGAUGCUAUACCUCAGUUCUGCAGUGAUAUGCUUAUUUGGAUCAGAGGCCGAUUUGGAUAAGCAUCCCAAGUCAAUAGACCAUUUGCCCAGUUGGUAGUAGCUAUGCAUUCCAUUCCCCUGACACAAAUAUUAUUGUAGUUUUGCACUUUGUGUUAAGUAAAGUGACCAAAAAAAUAGCAGAGCUCAUUUCAUAAUAGUAUAAAUAAUACAAGCAGGUUUCUAUCACUUUCGGUAACAUUACACAUUUUUGUCUUCUCUAAAAAAAAUUACUUCUCUAAAGCUACUUCUUUCUUGAAGCCAUAGACCACAGCAGGAGCCUCUUCUCAAUUCCAUCUACUGGCGCUGAUCUCUUCCCCUUCCCUUUCAUUAUUAUUCCUUCAUCCCUGAGUUCAGCUUACUGUUGCCAUCUCUGCCAUAUAAAUCCUCUGAGGCGGGUGAUCACAUCACUUCUGGGCAACACCUAGCACACAAAUGAAAUAGCCGCAAAAAGCAAUAACUGGAUUGUGCCUUUGCUGCAUAAAAUAAUGCCUCAUUGAGAAAGAGCAGUGGAAAGGGAACAGCUCAUUAACAAGCUUACUUUUUUAUGCUUCCACAUAUUUAAGUUCUUUGGGGAAAUUCACCAAUCACUAAGAACAAAUGUGGUGUCACUGAAGAACAAUAUUUAGUUGCAAGUUAGCCCUAGCAAUUCUUGUGGUGCUUUAUUGCAGAGAUUGUGGCACUGUGCUCUUCUUUUACAUUUAUCCUGAGCAGCUAAGAGAGGCACUGCUAAUAUUUAUGUAGCCAGCAUGCACAUGCACUUAAUAGUUUGUGCUAGUAAUCUCCUUAUUGGGGAAGAUGAUGACUUUUGCUCCUUUAUUAGAAAACUCCCCUGCCCAGAGUGGCUGGGGAGGCCAGGCCAGAUGGGCGGAGUUCAAGUAACAAAUAAUAAUAAUAUUUCUAAGCAUGGAAGAAGCUAUCAAUUCCAUGACUGGCCUCCUCCAACGAUGUAUUACUCACCUGACUAGACCACUCAUGCAAGCAGCUGUAAUUGCAUGAGUAUGCUGGAUGCUCGCAACAGCUUUCUAAGAUAGGGUUGUGCGAUUGGCUUGUGAUUAAAGAUUGGUAUCAGCUGGGCCCACUUGGUGCACGAAAGCUAAUCAUAGCAUUUACUAAACUUUAUUGUUGGAGUAAAAAUGAAUUCACUUUGACAUUAAGUAUUCACAGGGAGUGCUGCAGAAAGUAAAGGCAAGGGGAAUGGGGUGAAAUCAGUGGUGGCUUUUAAAGAAAAGUUGUUGUUGUUUAGUCGUCUUAGUCGUGUGUGACUCUCCGUGACCCCGUGAACCAGCGCAUGCCUUGGAAACGCUCACUUUCUUCUAAAAGCUUCUCCUUUUUUAUGUCCAUGGAGUUUUCUUGGCAAAAUACUGGAGUGGUUUGCCAGUUCCUUCUCCAGGUGGAUCACAUUUAGUCUAAACUCUCGGCUAUGACCUGUCCGUCUUGGGUGGCCUUCACGGCAUAGCUCAGAGCUUCCUGGAGUUAUUCAGACCCCUUCACCAUGACAAGGCAGUGAUCCAUGAAGGGGUUAAAGAAAAGUAGAAUCAUGUAAUUGGAAGGGGCUCCAAGGAUCAUUUAUUCCAACCCUCUGCAAUGGAGAAAAGUAGUUUGGGUAGGGUUUGAUUUAGGACAGUGGUGGGGAACCUUCAGUCCAAAGACCACAUUCCUUGAUGGAGAGCUUUUGGGGACUGCAUACCAUUGGUGAGAGAGCAAGAGGCAAAGGUGAGCGAAACAAUAGUCUGGGUUUUUACCUUUGUAUGGUUGAUUGCAUUUCAGCCAUGCGAGAGUCAGAGGUUUAUACACAAACACAUCUGUCCAUUCUGUAUCCAGGCAAGCAAGAGCAUGAUGACAAUUCAAGAACACAUCCCAGUCUGGGAAAAGCCAGUGCAGAGCAGGACUAGUAAGGGAUGUGGCUUGGAGAGAGAUGUAAGUGGCCUGGGCAGCAGGGAUGUCAGAUAAUUCUGAUGAAAAUGGAACCAGGGACAGAAAUGACCUACGUUAGCAUUUUUUUGUCUCAUGUUCAGACUGGAAAACAACACUGCAAAUAUGGUAGAUAUUUGCUAUUUUGUUUCCAUGCAAUAAACAGUGUGUGUGUGUCCCCCAUCCCACAUUUCCAGUAUAUUUCCUCUGCACCAAAAUGAACUUUGAGGAGGAAUAUAAUGACAUCAUUCAUUCAUUAUGCAAAAUUCUGCUACAGCAGACAGCAAGACAAAUGGCAUAGUUUUUGUUGGGAGAAGAAUAGCUGAAUGGAAAUGGUGCUGCACUUGAGGAAUACAGGAGGGAAAGGAAAUGGAUGCCUUCUUCCAUCUUGAGGCCAGAGAGAGAAGCUUAAAGUUUCCCCACCCUAGUUUAGAAUGUGGGUACAGGGGAGAGAGAAUAAAGAAACCUCAUACAGUUUCAAGACGUCUGUGGUGGCAACUCCACGGAAUAUAAACACAGAAUAUUAUGUGAAACACCAGCUCUAGCUUUCUGCUUUGUAAUCAAACGGGACCAGCAAAAGCAGAGAAGUCCUCAAAGAAUUCAGCACGGCUUAUAAGGAGUGGUUAAUUCAUAUCACAGAUGAAGGUGGUGCGAAUUUUAAAAAGGGAUUAAAGUACGAUUAAUCCUAAGCAACUAGUUUCACACUUCAACUAAGGUAAGGAGAUGGAGCUGCUGCUUGCUUAAUCCUGAAGUGUGAAUGAACUCUUCAGUCACCAGUAGAGAGAAAGAAAAUAUUCAUUAAUUUUAUUUUUCCAUGGGGAAGAAAAGAAAUGAUUUUAUUUAUUUAUUUAUUUAUUUAUUUAUUUAACAAACUCUCUCUCUCUCUCUCUCUCACACACACACACAUAUAUUGCCUGAUAGUAAGAAAACAUCUAAGUAGUUUAAGACAUAAAAUAAAAUAUUGAAAUUAUUUUACGAUUAAACCCAACAGGAGUUAAAAAGAAAGAAAACACAUGUAACCUCUGCAUAUCUGGAUAUGCUUGUCUAAACAAAAAAUGUUUUAAGCCAGGCAUCCCCAAACUCGGCCCUCCAGAUGUUUUGGGACUACAACUCCCAUCAUCCCUAGCUAACAGGACCAGUGGUCAGGGAUGAUGGGAAUUGUCCCAAAACAUCUGGAGGACCGAGUCUGGGGGUGCCUGUUUUAAGCAGAUGCCAAAAAGAGUCCAGUGAAGGUAGUCUUGGUGUCAAGUCCAUCAGUUUUCCCAGGACAGACAUUAAGCUUGCCAGCCCAUCAUUUCCAGGAACCCUUCUGGGUACCUUUUCCAAAACUGGUGUUACAUUGGCCACUUUCGAGUCCUUGAGUAUGAAGAGUGAUAUUAGAGAGCAGUUACAUAUUUUUGUAGUAUGUUAAGCACCCUUAACAAACUACAUUUCCCAGGAAACUUUAGGUGAAGCCAAAUGUAAGUUGUGGUUGGGGCCUAAAUAAGGUCCAUCCUAAAUAAAAGUACUCCCACCACUUUUAACUUUUGCUCCAUGGCUGUGGGCUUCCUCCUUAUUGCUGUCUAGCUUCACUAUGCAGAUUUCUUUCUCUUCAGAGACCCUAGAAUGCAAUGUAUUACCAGAUGGAAAUAAGGCUCGUUGGCUAUGAAGGAACACUUCCAACAGUUCUAUCAUUAAUUUCUGCACUGGAAAGUUUUGUUACUAUCUUGUAACUGAAAAGUAUGGCUAGCAACUAAUACUUGAGGAACUGUUUCUAUAUAUAGCAUGCUGAAGAACCAAUCUUUAGUUUAAAAUGCAAUUUGUGAAUAUGCCCUCAUUCCACAGAUUUUAUUGCUGUGGAUGAGGAACAAUAGGGACAGUGGGGAGGAGAGAGCUUUAUCUUGUUCUUAUUUCCACUCUGAGUUAUUCUUAAUAUGCAGCGCUACAUUGACAGGAGACCCAUGUAGACUUCAGAAAUCUACUGUACUUAUUAAGCUGCCUGUGUUAAACAGAAUCUCCUAUUAUUCUACAGUUCUAAGUUGUAUCUGUAUGGGCCACAUUGCCUACUAGGAAAAAUUGGAAGCUGCCUUAUACUGAAGCAGAGCAUUGGUCUAUCUACUUCAAUAUUGUCUACACCAGGGUUUUCCAAACUUGGGUCACUAGGACUACCAUUCCCAUGAUCCGUGAGCACUGGCUCUGCUAGCUAAGCAUGAUGGGAGUUGUAGUCCAACAGCAGCUGGAGACCCGAGUUUGGGAAACCCUGGUCUACACCACUGGUGUUCAAUAGGUGGGCCGGAACCCACUAGUGGGUCAUGGCCUGAUCCAAGGUGAAUUGCAGCAGGAUGUAGGGUUGCCAUAUGUCCUCUUAUUCCAGGACACGUCCUCUUUUUCAUGGGUAUGUAAAAUGAGAGUCGUCAUAGUGAUCCAUAGUUAAAAGCAGAGAUUGGCAAAUGUGUCCUCUUUUUUGCUCUUCAAAAACAUAAACAGGAGCAGUACCCCUGUGCAAAUAUAUGGUAGAAGAUUAAGAAAUGGGUCUUCAAAUACAUGGUUAGUUUAUAAGUAGGUCCUGGGUCUAAAACGGUUGAUAUCUGGUCUAUGCAGGCUGACAGUGGGUCAGGAUUUCGGACAGGGGUCAGAUUGUAGGCAGCUACUAUUUAUUCCUGACUGUUUGUUUGUUUCUUACAUUCCUAGAUGGGAAAUAGAAUCUCAGCUAAGACUGUACUAUCCUUCUGAUUGGAUAAAAUGUUGAGAGGGGGAGUCAAGCUAUAAAGGAGGAUAGUUUGUUAGAAGGUUAUAAGAUUCAAAGAGCUGGAAUGGAAGAGCUACAAGAGUAAAGAGGCCCAAACAGAGAGCUUGAACAGUGUAAAGUAAUAGGCAGUAGAGUCAGGCAUUGGAAAAAAGGAGCCGGGGGGGGACCACAAAGGGACCCAGAAAUUGAAUCAAUGGGUGCAAGUUGAUAAGUAUUGGUUAGGGAAACAGUAUCUGAUAGAUAUAGCAGUGCAUUUUUUCAGGGGCUACUCAAGGGUACCCAGCACUGGCACCUCUUUUUGUUGUUGUUAAAAAGUGUAGCAAUUACUCUAACAACUUCAUGGUGAGCACUGGCACCUAUUUUUCUAGAAAAAAAGUACUCGAUUUAGCUGCAUGUGUUUAUCUCUAGUUAUUUUUUUUAUUUGCUUCUAUUUGAUUGAACAGCUACUCCAAUCGUAAAAUUGCUUUCUAAAAAUGCCCCCCCCCAAAAAACUGUUUAAUGUGUUGCCUUUCUUGACCUUUAACUAAAAGUACAAUUGGUUUUGUAAAAAAUAGGUUUGUGGCCACACUUAAGUGCCUUGCUAUUCUACCCAAUACAGUGGUACUUCAGGUUACAUAAACUUCAGGUUACAUACGCUUCAGGUUACAGACUCCGCUAACCCAGAAAUCGUGCUUCAGGUUAAGAACUUUGCUUCAGGAUGAGAACAGAAAUCGGGCUCUGGCGGCACGGCAGCAGCAGGAGGCCCCAUUAGCUAAAGUGGUGCUUCAGGUUAAGAACAGUUUCAGGUUAAGUACUUAAUUCGGAUCGAAUUAAGUACUUAACCCGAGGUACCACUGUACAAGGAGUAGAUGAGGACAGUUAAAGUCUGGAACAUUAAAGGGCUGUUUAGUGGAGGAAGUCAGAGAAAAAUAUAGAUGUCCACAUGGUGACAGCAUCAAAAGUAACAAGAAGGAGGAUUUGGUUUGGCUGAUUGACUUGUCGCACUUCCCACUCACAGUUCAGGCUACAGCCUAUGCUGUCACAAAGGCAGAGCUCUAGAGAUGACAGUUUCCUAAGAAGAACUUGCUGAUUCAUCACUUAUUAUGUAAGCUGCCUAUGUCAGCUGGAUACAUAUCCAGUUAGAAAUAAUACUCUGCUUUUCUUAUUCCUUGAUCAGCAUGGGGUUGUGGGUUUUGUUUUGUUUUGUUUUUGUAUGUGUGUGCACACAGUGUAUACAAAAGAAGUAGUCUAACCUCCUGGCUUUUUCUUGUCCCAUUUUAACACCUUUGUCCUUUCAGCCAAAUUAACAAGAAAAGGAGAGCUAGGUAGUUAGAUCUUGGAUGCUUACAGGAUUAUAACUCAGUGACCCAGUCAUGUCUUUAAACCAAAGCAAUUGCCCCUUGUUGAGUUUUUAUUGCUAGGUUAAUAAAUGAAAACCACUUUCCUGAUUUAUAAUGUGUGUUAACAUGGAUUUAAUCCCAUCAGCAAUGUUGGAAUGGCUAGACCCCCAUGCACCAUUCAAGGAUACUAGUGACCUUGAAGGUCAGAGUAAGGAAAGGAAUGAAGGAGUGCAGGGACACCAGAGGCUGUGACUAUCAUCCAGUAUUUCAGGAUUUUGGAUAAGAUGUGUUCUACUGUAAGGAGGGAGGGAGGAAAAAGAGUGUGAUGACAGAAUUGGUAGAGGAAACAUAUUCAGAGAUGAACAGCUAAAUGUCUUUUGACUUAGGCAUUUGAGGAAAUAAACUAAAAUUUAGAUAUUUCCUUCUGCUGCUGUCCAGUGCUUUGGCCCCCACCCCACUCAUACUACUUUCCCAUCACAUUUUAAACUAAUGUUGCUGUUUUCUUUCCCUUAAAGGAUGAUCCCUGCUACAAACAAGGCUUUUGUGGUGAACAACCUGGUGUCUGGGACAGGCUACGAUCUUUGCGUUCUGGCCAUGUGGGACGACACCGCCACGACGCUCACCGCUACCAACAUUGUGGGCUGCGCCCAGUUCUACACCAAAGAGGACUAUCCCCAGUGCCAGUCCAUGCACAGCCAGUUCCUGGGGGGGACAAUGAUCCUGAUCAUCGGAGGCAUCAUCGUGGCAACUCUGUUGGUGUUCAUCGUCGUACUCAUGGUCCGGUACAAGGUUUGCAACAAUGCCCCGGGGAAGAUGGCUAACGUUAGCAAUGUCUAUUCACAAACUAAUGGAUCCCAGCCUGUUCAGAACGGGGUCCUGCCCCAAGUCAACCCCAAAGUGGUGGUAAGGAACGAGCUCAUGGAGUUUAACUGUGAGUCUGCACACAGCAGCAUCUCCUCUUCUUCUAGCUCUGUGAAUAGUCGCGACUGCGAUGGCUACAGCCUCCAAAGUGAGCAGGGCACAUUGUCCAGUAAGUGGAGGCCCCCAUCGAGGUCAAAGCACAACAACAUUGAUCGGCUCAUGGGAGCCUUUGCCUCCCUGGAACUGAAGUGUCAGAAAAAGGAGGACACAAUAGACUCCAGAACUUCAACAGUGGCCCAUCACUCAGACAAGGAGCCACUGCUGGGCCAGCAUGAGUCCAAAUUCCGUAGCCUCCUCAUGUUGCCACUGGAGGGUAAAACUAAGCGUAGCCAUUCUUUUGACAUGGGAGACUUUUCCACCUCUCAGUGUUGCAACUACCCCAAAAAGAUCACAAACAUUUGGACAAAACGCAGUCUAUCAGUGAACGGCAUGCUUUUGCAGUAUGACGACAGUGACCUGACAGGGGCGAGGGGAACUUAUGGGAGCUCAGAGUGGGUGAUGGAAAGCACAGUGUAAAUAAGAGUGGCCCUCUGUUCCAUUCUGAAUCCCUCCAAGCAUAACAGAAGUCCAUGAUUGUUAAAAAGGCCAUAAACAUGAUGGGAGAAACACACAACACAUAUGCGCGCACACAGCCGUAUAUCGGUCAGAUAAUCAAGUUGGAUAAGAGAGGUUAUGAAAUGUUAAUAGGUGUGUGUGUGUGUGAGAGAGAGAGAGAGUGAGAGUGAGAGAAGCUGAUGAAAUGUAUCCAACACAUUCAUUAUGUUUGUGUGAAUGUCUCAAGGAAAUCACGGGUGCAUUCCUGGUGAACUGUCAAAAAAGCUUAAAUGAGGAUUAAAAACAGGUUAAGCAGCAUAUGUUUCAUUCAGAGAGGAAUUCCUUCCCUCUUCUUUUUUCUAAAAAGGAGACUCCCAUGGAUAUAAAGAUGACCUGA
Molecule: messenger RNA, 44460 nt
Organism: Podarcis lilfordi (Lilford's wall lizard)
Lineage: Eukaryota; Metazoa; Chordata; Lepidosauria; Squamata; Lacertidae
Source: the annotation of a GenBank genome assembly